UCGUUAUGUAUCAUGCAUAUGGACAGCCUCCUUGAAGGUCAUCAUUGAUAUGUAUUUAAAGGGGUUUGCUUCGGGCAGUAUUCCCCCCGUAUCCGCUGUAAUGUCGACCUUACUCUCCUCUAAGUCCACGGCUCCCAUCUCUCGAACUUCCCCCGAAGUCAUUACCUAUAGAAUCGGGGAGAGGCUGGUGUAUGUUAAACCUGCCCAAACCCAUGUGGCGGCUGUUCAAAUGGCUUUUGAAGAGUUCCCGGAGGAACUGUAUGGGAUUAGCCCCCACCGAAUCACUUUCACCAUAUCCGCCACGUUAAAUGGUGAAAAGAGAGCUGUUCGGAUCUCCGAAAGUGCUUGGUCGUUUUCAGUGACGAGAAUGGCCAGGGGAGAGGUUUUGAACGUGGUCAUUGCUCCUGAGUCGGAUAGAACAGUAGACUCUGCGCCACCACCUCAAUAUCGCGAAAACCCCGUCGGGGGGUCUUUAGAGGCUUCUAAGUCAUCCUCUAACCCAUCGAAGGUUCCUCGUCCAAGGCCGCAUUGGCUUCGAUUGCUGUGUUGAAUGGCUCUGUCACUUGACUCUCACCACAAAUAUUCCUGUAUACUAGCGCGCUCCAUGCUGAUAAGUCACUCACUUUACCUUAGAACUAGGACCUAUUGGUAACACCUACUUAUAUCAUU
Marasmius oreades (fairy-ring Marasmius) is the source of this 669-nucleotide messenger RNA. RefSeq lists its product as uncharacterized. Lineage: Eukaryota; Fungi; Basidiomycota; Agaricomycetes; Agaricales; Marasmiaceae. The coding region runs from base 50 to 550 and encodes 166 amino acids. The record is from RefSeq and is a predicted model, not a curated record. The transcript is spliced from 2 exons.